AUGAUGGAAGGUAACGUAGUACAUCCACACCCGGGUGUGGUGCCGGGUGGUAUUCCGGGUGUGGUACAUGGUUUGGCGGUUCACGGGGCUGGCCCAGAUGGUGAACAUGCACCUCACGGCCCGCGUCGCCGGUACCAAAACCGACCUAAGCCUCCAAAUAAUUUGGAACGUUUACCACUUGAUGAGGCUGCAAAGAGAGAAAUGGAAGCUUUGCCAUUGAAAACACCAGUGUCUGUCCUUCAAGAACUAUUAGCUCGUCGUGGUACUGUACCAAAGUAUGAACUAGUUCAAAUCGAAGGAAUGAUUCAUGAACCAACUUUCCGCUACCGCGUCACUGUUGCUGACCUUGUUGCAAUGGGCACUGGCCGUUCCAAAAAGGAGGCUAAGCACUCUGCUGCUAAGGCUCUUUUGGACAAAUUGACUGGAGCGGCACCUGCUGAUCAAAAUACCAAUGGCACUGUCCCUGAACCGAGCACUGUGGUAUCAUCAUUUGAAGAUAAAUUAAUGGGAAAUCCUGUUGGUUGGCUCCAAGAGUUGUGUAUGUCGCGCUUUUGGCCACCACCUUCUUAUCACGCUGAGAAUGAUGAUAAUGUAAAUAGGCGUCUUCCACAUGAGCGUCAAUUCACGAUUGUGUGUACUCUAUUAAAACGCCGCGAAGUAGGCACGGGCAAGUCUAAGAAACUUGCUAAGCGCCAAGCAGCUUAUAAGAUGUGGCAAGCUCUGCAGGAUAAUCCUCCAGAAUCAUUCCAACCUGAAGAAGAGGGCGGAGUAGCAGCCCGUUAUGCCGACCUGAAAGAUAGUAAAAUCUCCACUCUGACUACCAGUCACAGCCACAAGGUGUCGCAGUUUCACAAACAUCUCAAACAGUCUGUCGGCCCUAACCUGGCCAAGUUGCAGGUGACUCCCCUGAACAACAAGGACUUCAACUUUGUUCAGUUCUUGCAAGAGAUAGCAUCCGAGCAAUCAUUUGAAGUGACAUAUGUAGAUAUUGAAGAAAAGUCAAUGACUGGGCGUUGUCAAUGUCUUGUGCAGCUUUCUACUUUGCCAGUGGCUGUUUGUUAUGGAUCAGGACUCACCAGCAAGGAUGCUCAGUCUUCUGCGGCCCAGAAUGCUCUUGAGUACCUUAAGAUCAUGACUAAAAAGUGA
Messenger RNA from Arctia plantaginis, 1146 nucleotides. The record is from the annotation of a GenBank genome assembly. NCBI's taxonomy places the organism in Eukaryota, Metazoa, Arthropoda, Insecta, Lepidoptera, Erebidae.